This is a messenger RNA of Solea solea (common sole), 525 nucleotides long. RefSeq names its product ribosomal protein L22 (gene rpl22). Gene Ontology annotation, molecular function: structural constituent of ribosome; RNA binding. NCBI's taxonomy places the organism in Eukaryota, Metazoa, Chordata, Actinopteri, Pleuronectiformes, Soleidae. The transcript is spliced from 4 exons. Gene Ontology annotation, biological process: cytoplasmic translation. The coding region runs from base 93 to 482 and encodes 129 amino acids. Gene Ontology annotation, cellular component: ribosome. The record is from RefSeq and is a predicted model, not a curated record.
GACGACUCGAUGAGGAUGCGCUCGAUUGUGCAGCGGGGUAUUAUAUUUCCUGCGCAGCCUUUCCCCGUUCCUUUUUGCUGAAUGUGUCAGCCAUGGCCCCGAUUAAAAAGCAGGUGGUCAGGAAACAAGGUGGUAAGAGGAAGAAGCAGAUCCUGAAGUUUACCCUGGACUGCACUCAUCCAGUUGAAGAUGGCAUCAUGGAUGCUGCCAACUUUGAGCAGUUCCUGCAGGAGCGCAUCAAGGUGAACGGCAAAGCCGGGAACCUUGGUGGUGGUGUGGUGUCCAUUGAGAGGAGCAAGAGCAAAAUUGCUGUGAACUCAGAGGUUCCCUUCUCAAAGAGGUACUUGAAGUAUCUGACUAAGAAGUAUCUGAAAAAGAACAACCUCAGGGACUGGUUGAGGGUUGUGGCCAACACCAAGGAGAGCUAUGAGCUGCGCUACUUCCAGAUCAACCAGGAUGAAGAGGAGGAGGAGGAAGAUUAAACCUGACACCACUUUUAAUAAAAUAUCCAAAGCGAGUGUAAAA